Chenopodium quinoa (quinoa) is the source of this 492-nucleotide messenger RNA. Its product is annotated as E3 ubiquitin-protein ligase RNF115-like. The coding region runs from base 1 to 492 and encodes 163 amino acids. NCBI's taxonomy places the organism in Eukaryota, Viridiplantae, Streptophyta, Magnoliopsida, Caryophyllales, Amaranthaceae. The record is from RefSeq and is a predicted model, not a curated record. The transcript has a single exon.
AUGUCAUCAUUAAGCCAUGAUUAUCAACAACUCGGUGAACCAUAUUUUGAUAAUACUCCUGCCUUGGAAGAUUUUCUCGUGUACAUGGAAGAUUUAAUGGAAAUCAGGUACAACAGAGUGUACCUUAUGCCCUUGAGCGAGACGAGAAGAAUUGCCACCAUAAGUCGCUUCUUAGAGUUACACACAUUUAUCAUAGAUGGCCUCGCCCGAGACAUGCUUGCAGAUGGAGUAAUAAUACCGACGGGUGUGGUGCCUGCAGACGAGUCAUUCGUGGCAAGUUUGGAGAUCAAGAAAGCUAGUGAAGAGUUGGCUAAUAGCGGUGAAGUUUGUUCGGUUUGUCUUGAAGGGUGGAAAAUAGGAGACGAUGUUAAGUACUCGCCUUGUAAACAUUGUUUUCAUCCUGGUUGUGUUGAUAAGUGGUUCAAAAUCAAUCACUUCUGUCCACUUUGUCGAUUCGAGUUGCCGGCGGCGAAAAAUGUUAGAGGUGUUUGA